CCGCCAUAUCGUGCUCAAGCGCAGCGCCAGCUACACGGGCGCUGCGAACACCACCGACUCGAACCGCGGGAAGAUGUCGAGCACCUUCGCCGACGCGUACGCCGCGCUCCCUGCGGAGGUCCAGGCGUGGGCUACCAACAAUGGCCUCACUGACCACGGAACGGCGGCCGACUCCGUCACCCCAGAGUACCUGCGCGACCAUGCGGGCGCCACCGUAGUGAAGCCCGUGGACAUCAUGUUCGUUGAAACCGUCGCGGGCGCGCUCCCCGAGAUCGUGAAGAAGGGGUCUGCGGCGUGGGCGAAGACGCUGGGCUUCUACCGGAAGUGCUACGCCGCCAGCACAGAGACCGCGAACAAGCCUCCCGACCAGGAGGAGGUGGCGCCCAUCGAGGCGAAGGAUCCGGGCCACGAAGACUAUUACGAGCUGAUUCCGGAUUACCGCGAGAAGCGGCUGAAGGCCUUCUUCGAGGCGAGGCGUCACGACGUCGAGGACGCCCGCUUACCCAGCGCCCGCCUCUGGGGCCGCUACGAGCGCCUGCGCCGCGUCCAGAAGGAGUUCGUCCCCCUGCUUGCGGACAAGGUCCAAUCCGAGGAAAUCGGCAAGAAGACCGGCCUCGCCAGCUUCCUGGGGCCCGUCCAGAACGGGGCGCUCGCCUGGAGGCUCCCAGCCAUACAGGAGGCCCCACCUGACACACUGGAAGACCUCGAGACGUGGGCGUACAUCAUCGAGAACUUGAUCUUUCUCGUAGGGUGGGUCAAGGACAUCAAGUCCCUGGACGUCUUCCACCAGAGGUUCUGGGCGAAGGUCCGCAAGAACCGCGCGCCGCGACCGGGGUACUGGAACCUCUCUGUCGCAGAGUACUACCAGGCGUACCUGGCCGGGGACACGAUCGACGACGCGAUCCUCGCGUCCAUGCCCCCAGAGAACAGCGACCUCGACAUCACACUCGCCAUGGCGCCGCGUCUCGUCGCGCAGCCCCGGGCACCCACGCUCGGUACCAACGGCGGCGCCCAAGCCGCCCACGCCGGCAUGGCGGGCAGCAUCGUGACCGCGCCGCCCCUCGCCCUGACAGACGCGGGCCAACCACCAACCAAGCGCAGGCGUCUCUCGAAAGCACAGCGGCUGCAGAACCGGCUGCAGCAGCUUGCGCCCGCAGGCGGCCCUGCGAGCGGCCGCGCCCCGCCGUUUGCCCGCGCACCUCGGGCACCGCGCGGCGGCGCGACCGACCCAGCCGCGCCCCCACCGGCAGCAUGCCGACAGUUUCACCCCGCCACCGACGACUGGGCUCAAAGCCGUCCACAGCGGGACCCACCGCAGUUUCACACUGGGGCGUCCGGCCGGGACCAGCGCCGGAAGCUCAACCCGCGGGCGCGCACCAGCCCGCAGAGCCGCGCCACCGCGGCCGCCACCGCACAGCCCACGAGGGGCGGCCCAGCUCCACGCCCGCGCACGAGCGCCAGCCCGCCACAGCACCGCGGCGCGGGCACCCUCGCGUCCUCAGGCGGCACCACCAAUGCCCCAGACCAAACGGGCAGCACCUGCAGCGGCAUCACCAGGGUCGAUUAUGCAGCGAGGCUCCACGACCCUGCGGCCGAACAAGAAUUCGACGCCGUCGACACAAACCAGCUGCCGCCCUACGCGCCGCCGCCCGCCGACCCGCGCAGCCAGCAAAGCGCGCGCAGAGACGCCAUGCCGUGGUACGCCGAGGACACUGUGCCCCCGCCACAGCACCCUGCCGCGCCAGGCAGAGCAGCUAAAGGCUUUACACAGCAGCAGCGGGCGAUCUCGCCGAACCAGCACGUGGACAUGGCCUGGGACCGGCAACAACGCCAGCCCGCGCCCCAGUGGGCGGAACCGCCCGCCGUGCGCCCGCCAGCGCCCAUUCGCAGCGCACUGCUCUGGGCGCGCGACUGCCCCGACUACGAACGCUGGGUAAUCGGGCAGGUGCAGUACUGGAGGCGCGCCGAGGCAUCCCUGAGCGAUGCGACACGCGCCUGGCGCGCCGGCCUCUCACAGCACGUCAAAGACGUGUUGCCGCCAACAUACAACGGCCCGCUGCACAGGGAGCUGCCCCUGGCUUCCGGCCAUGACGACACGGAGGUCAUCGCCGACAUCAUGGCGGGCUUCCGCAUGCGGGGCGUCCUCCCAGACACGCGGCUCUACGAGCACACCGACUGCGCAGAUCUGCCUGACGCCGCCGAGCUGGACAGCGCUCUCGAGCUGGCACUGGACAACAGAGAUGCCGCACUUCGGGAAAUGUUCCUGAACACUAAGCGGGAGCCAGACAUGGCCGAGGUCCUCCGGGUCACCGAGGCCGAGCGCGUGUCGGGCAAGCUCGAUGGGCCCUGGGAAGUAUGGCUCGACCACACCGGCCAGGUGCGCUCCACCGUGCCGUUUGCCAGAUGGUUACCAACGCGGCGCUUCCCGCGCGUCCAGAACCGCACGGCCACUUCAUACGAGGUCCGGCCCAUAGACGACGCCACGGCAAGCGGCCUGAACCUCGCAGCAGCCACCCAGGAGCGCAUGAGGAUGGCAGGCAUCGCCUCUCUCCUCGACGCGGUCGCGUUCAUAGCGGAGGAGUUCCACGAGUGGGGCGAUGACGGCGUCCCCCUCAUCGCAAAGGGCGACCACGCGCAGGCCUACCGACAAUGGCCGGUACAUCUAGAUGACAUUCCAUUGCUGGUGUGCUUGGUCUGGGACGACACCGUGGGUCCAGAGGGCGGAUUCCGCGCCUUCGCGCACAAGGUGGGCCGCCCUGCACGAUGGGUGUUCCAGGAGCUGCACGCCAUGCCCGGUAUCCCGCUCAAGGACGGCAAGAACCAGGGACCAGCGGCCGUGCUGGAUCUGCUCGGACUGGACGUCAUCUCCACCGGGCACUGGGCGGGACUGCGCCUCACCGUCAAGCGGCGCGACGACCUGGCCGCGGACGUGGACUCCGCGCUCCGCGCGCGCCGCCUCAGCAGGCGCGACGCGGCCCGACUCGGAGGACAGAUGGGCUUCGCCACCGCGGCAAUGUUCGGCCGUAUCGGCCGGGUAUACGCCUCCAACGUGUCGGCGCACCGAGGCGGCUGGUCCGAACGCCUCGCCGACGCGCUGGCGUGGUGGAAGGCGCUGCUGCGCUGCCCGAUAUACCACAGGCGCGUCCACGGCGACCAGCGGCCCGUCGUCCUCGGAUGGGUCGACGGGUCAUGGGACAUGGACACCGGCACGGGGGCCAUCGGGGGCAUGCUGUUGUCCUCGCAACGCAGCGGCCGCAGCUUCUCUGCGCACAUCCCGCAGCACCUGUGCGCGGAGCUGCUGAGGGUCGGCAAGAAGCAGCGAAACACACAGUCCGAGCUGCUCGCCGUACUGGUGCUGCUCCUCACCUGCCCCGACGAGCUCCGCGGGGCCCGGUUGAUCCUCUUCGAGGACAACACGCCCGCGCUUGAAAACAUCCUCAGCGGCGCCGCCAACGACGAUCACAGCAAG
This is a messenger RNA of Prorocentrum cordatum, 3469 nucleotides long. The record is from the annotation of a GenBank genome assembly. Lineage: Eukaryota; Dinophyceae; Prorocentrales; Prorocentraceae.